Messenger RNA from Aspergillus bombycis, 1341 nucleotides. RefSeq names its product lipase ROG1 family protein. The record is from RefSeq and is a predicted model, not a curated record. Gene Ontology annotation, molecular function: monoacylglycerol lipase activity. NCBI's taxonomy places the organism in Eukaryota, Fungi, Ascomycota, Eurotiomycetes, Eurotiales, Aspergillaceae. The transcript has 2 exons. The coding region runs from base 1 to 1341 and encodes 446 amino acids.
AUGACCGCCCCGACCGAGAACAGCUCCGAUGCUUGCCAAAAGGCAGAUCAUAUAUGCGUCCUAGUUCACGGCCUUUGGGGAAACCCUUCUCACCUCGACUGCCUUGCCUCCACGCUACGAGACCAGCACGGGGAAAGCCUUUAUAUACUCUGCCCGAAGACAAACAGCGGCAACUAUACCUAUGAUGGCAUCGAGCUCGGUGCCGAACGCGUGAUGGACGAGAUCGAGCAGACGAUAAAUUCACUCGCCGAGCAGGGCCAGCAACUGAGAAAAAUCAGCAUCAUCGGAUAUUCCUUAGGGGGACUGAUUGCGCGCUAUGUGAUCGGUUUGCUCAACGCACGAGGCUGGCUGGAGAAGCUCGACCCCGUCAAUUUCACCACUUUUGCAACACCACACGCUGGAGCCCGGAUCCCACGGAAAGGAUUCACAAAUGUUGUCUGGAAUGAACUCGGUGCGAGGACGGUAUCCAACUCGGGUCGCCAGCUAUUCUUGGUGGACUCUUUUCGCGACACGAAGCGCCCGUUACUGAGUGUCUUGGCUGAUCCCGAAAGCAUUUUCAUUCAAGGUCUCAAGAAAUUCCGACAUCGCACUGUCUACGCCAAUAUCACGAACGACCGUACGGUAGCCUUCUACACCUCUGCGCUCACCAAAGAAGACCCAUUUCGCGGGUCAAAGCAUACGUACUUCGAUUAUGCGCUAGGUUAUGACAAUGUGAUUGUGAAUUCCAUGGACCAUGUCCUGCCACCGGCAGAGGAAGAGGCCACGACCAGGGCGACUCGAGAGCGGGGCUAUGGCAAAUCGUUUUGGCUCAAUCUUCCGGUGUCAUUCCUGAUUGUUGUGUUUGUGCCCGUGAUCUUCUUGUUCUUCUUAGUCAAUGCCGGAGUCCAAACCAUCCGCAGCCAAAAGCGCAUCCGGAUACACAGCAUGGGAGAGCUCGUUCGGAAGUACCAGCUUCCCCUAUGGGUCCAGGGAGCACAUCAUGUCGAAGAUGCUUUCCAAAACAUUAGCCUCCGACGGGAGCCAGCCUACCUACCGGGAAAUAAGAUCGAAUUAUUGCAGCCGUCAACCGGAAACGAGGUAGAUAUUGAAUCCGCACUGAGCUCCGUGCCACCAAGGAUUGAUGUUCCCUCCGACUCGCCGUCCUUUCCCCGGCUAGAAUUGACUCCGGCACAGUGUGAUAUCAUCGACUCACUGAACGAUGUGGGAUUCCGCAAGCACCCGGUCCACAUCACGAAACAUCUCAAUAGUCAUGCCGCCAUCGUUGUCCGAGAGUUUCGAGACAGCUCUAAUCAGGGUUGGGUCGUUAUGAAACACUGGAUCAACGAGGUGUUUAUCGCGUAA